Molecule: messenger RNA, 1862 nt
Organism: Colletotrichum phormii
Lineage: Eukaryota; Fungi; Ascomycota; Sordariomycetes; Glomerellales; Glomerellaceae
Product: aspartic peptidase domain-containing protein
Exons: 2
Coding region: 84-1862 (592 amino acids)
Biological process (GO): proteolysis
Cellular component (GO): fungal-type vacuole
Molecular function (GO): aspartic-type endopeptidase activity
Source: RefSeq, a predicted model, not a curated record
CCUUCGCCUUUUGUUCUGCAUUUUCUCUCUUUUUCCACCUUGCGUCAUUCUUCACCGACAUUCGUUUUUUGUCCCUCAUCGUUAUGAGGACGUCCGCUCUCUUCGCGCUCGGUGGCGGCGCAAUCGCUGUCUUAGCGCAAAUUCAUCUACCCUUCUCCCAUCAACCUCAGCUGAAGGCCAGUGCCAAUGUCGAAACUAGGGACUCGGCCGGCCGCCAAUCUGUUUCUGUCACGGAUGUUCACGUGACUGAUUGGAAUUAUUUGGUCAACGCCACUGUCGGCACACCGCCACAAGAUGUCUCCUUGAGAGUUUCUGUACAGGCUGAGCACACCUGGGUUCCCAACGCCAAGUAUUGCGACUACUACAACUACAGCGACUAUUAUGAUUCUACUUCUACGAGGAGCGCCUACUACAUCGAUUCGUACUCGUGCAAAUACGGUGCUUUCCAGAGCAACGAGUCAUCCACCUACGUCAAUCCCGGCACCGAAGAUUUCAGUACCAGGUACUCAGUUGGCCGAGCCCAGGGAGAAUGGAUUAGCGACACGUUAUGCGUGGCUGGCAGCCAGAUAUCCAAAAUGAUCAUGGGCUACGUUCAAUCGGCAGAUGUAUUGAUCGGUGUUCUGGGCCUGGGCUUCAACACCACCAGUGGUGCACAAUCCACCGCCAGCCCGAGCAGCACCUCGAAUUAUCCUACUGUUCCUGAACGCUUGUUACAAGAUGGCCUGAUAAGCUCCCCUGCGUACAGUCUCUGGCUGGACGACGCGUCGGCCAAGUCUGGAAAUCUUCUGCUGGGCGCAAUCGAUACCUCAAAGUUCGAAGGCCCUCUGAUCCGCUUCUCAGUGCGCACAAUAUCGGAGUGGUCAACGAACAGGCGAUUUGAUACCUGGAUUACGUCCUUCAAUGGCAGCAAGUCGGAUGUAGAUGAUCUACAGCCUCUUGGAGAAUCUUCGAGCCAAUCAACCGACCCAUAUGAUACCUCGAAUCUGGUCCUCCUCUCGCCAGAUGCUGCUUUAUCAGUGCUACCAGACGACAUAGCCAUAGCUCUCUGGGCUCUCGCUGGCGCUUCUUGGAAUGAUGAUCUCGGCUACGCCAUCAUCCCCUGCGCGGCGGCGAAUACCACCACGGGACGCCUGGCCGUCCAAUUUUACGGAUCGGACGGACCCGUCCUGAAUGUAGCUAUUGCGGACCUCGUGGUUUCUCAAGAUGCUUGGUCUCAUUCUGAGUGGUCUUGGGAGACCGAGUCGGCUUCCGAAUACUGCCUGUUCGGGGUUUACUUGGGCAGCGCAUUCCUCAAGCAUUCCUACAUGGUCUUCGACCUUAUCAAUGAAGAGAUUGCUAUUGCAAAGACGAAAUUCGGUAGCACCCAGACGGAGGACCUAGUUCCGUUCUCGGCCUAUGGAGCCGAGAUUCCCGCGUCGACAAGUGUUGUGCCGGAGUGGUGCUCAUCUUCAUCGUCUAACUGUAGAACAGGGGACUCGGGCUCGGGCUCCGGGGGCGGAUCGUACGACGGUGGUACCACCUACAUGGGCGAUGGUUAUUACCCUGGGCGUCUUCCUCUAGAGUCAAAUCUAGCCAUCGGUCUCAGUGUCGGCGUUUUCUGCACUCUGGUUUUGGGCAUGUCUAUCUGGGCCAUCAGACGAGGCCGCCGCAUCAGCAAGGCGCAGAAAGAGCUGGCUGAAAAGCAAGCCGACGUAGAACAAGGCGGCGAUACACGGGUCGUGGAUGGCGACGGCAAUGGCAGAAACGUGGAUCGAGAGGCCUCGCUUCCUCAACAUCCGCCAGCUGCAGCGACUCGAGAUCCUUCCGUGACCGAUGCAGCUGCAGAGCAACGUGCUACUGAAACUGUGGGAACUGCCAAGUAA